ACAAUAGGGGAUAAUUUAGAUUGCUCCCCUCUUGAGAGAUCAUACAAAUGCCACAUUUUGUCCCACCUCCCCGAAUCUGUACCUGGCUUCCCAUUCGAUGGAGAAGCUGUUGCCAUGCUAUGCUUUCCAAAAGGACUCAGCUUCACAACGAAUUGUAACAAACAACAACAGUUGCAUACUUUUGUGAUAACAAGAGAAGAUGGUGCCAGAUCAUAUGGCACGGCACUGACCUUCUAUGAGCAGAUCGAAAGUCCAGAAAUUUGUUUGGCAAUGCAAGUCCUGCAAGAUAUGCACAUGGCAGAAUUAAGCAAUUCCCAAUCCUUAACAUUGAAACGUCAGAGAGAGAGGCAGAGCAUGAGAGCUCCCCAUCAAAAACAAUCGGUCUAUCAACGUAACCAAGACAUCUUGCAUUGUUCCAAAUGUAUCUGUAUCAUCUCAAAACUCCCCCUUGUUGAUUCCUUCACUAAAAUCCUAACAGCUCUCUACGAGCUAAUGAAACUCAGCGACACCUCUAAACAUCAAGUCAGCACGCAUCAGCAGACAGAAACAAAGCCAACCUGCCUACCUCUGGAGAGCUAUAUAUUCAAUUUAUUGCAUGAAGUGGAGUACCUGCCGGCCGGAAUGAGCAUGCGCAUGACAACCUGGAAGGGUCCUGUCAUCUGCCAGAGGCCUGGUACCAACGAAUUGCCCUUAUGUGAUUACCCACUGAGAGGUUUGUUUGACAUCUUCAGCGUUGAGGAGGUCAUCACAAUAUUUUCAUGCAUGUUAUUGGAGCAUCAGAUACUCAUUUUUUCUUCAGAUUAUGGAAAGCUGAUGUUGGUAGCAGAAUGUUUGUGUUGUUUGUUGUUCCCAUUCAUCUGGCAGCACACGUACGUCCCCAUUCUUCCGGCAUCUCUGCUCCACUUCCUCGAUGCUCCCGUUCCUUUCAUCAUGGGACUUCAACUGGGACUCGAGGAACAGGAAGCCAUCUUUGAAAGUUUUUCAAAGCCAAACUCAUGUGCAGUGGACAUCGACAAGAGAAGGGUAGCUCAUCCUGAAGACAUUCCCUCCUUCCCUCACCUGCCUAAUCUCACAGGGGAUGUCAAAGAUGAGAUCAAGAAGUUGAGGAAGUCGGAGAAGUCAUCCCCGUCAUCCUCGUCAGCGGAAAGCAGGGAUAGUGGUUUCAUUGGUUUCAUCAGGGACAGUUACUGUGGACCAGAUGAUGGCAGCGCAGGGGAACCUGCUUCUAUGGAAAUGUUGCAGAAGAAUGAAGCCUUGUCGAAGAUGACGGCCCUGGCACGCAAGUCGGGUAUCAUGUCUUCCAUGGAUGAGAUCAAAGACAGCAUAUCAGAAGCAGCUAUGAACAGGGGGGUGUAUGGUGGCAGGCCCUCCAGUGCCAAGUUUGAUGAACACACAAAAGAUUUGCUCUUCAAUUCUUCUAUCAGGGAAAUUUUUCUGCACUAUUUCUUCCAGAUAUUUGGUUCAUAUGAGAGUUUUGUCAUUCAUCAUUCCGGAUCUGACGUCCAAUCAUGGCUGAGCAACAGAGAAACAACUCAAAAUUUUGACAAAACAGCAUUUUUAACCGACCAAUCAGAAGAGGCCUUACCUUUCCUGGCUUCCUUCAUUGAAACGCAAAUGUUUGCCAGUUUCAUUGAUCAAAAAAUCUUGUCACGUUUGGAAUCUUCAGCUGCUAACCUAGGAACAAGAGAUCGAGAGAACUUUGUUGUCUUUGAAAAUCGGCUCAAGUCAUUAAAAGAUGACCUUCAGCAGUCAGUUGAUCAGAGGCCCAGAAGGUUCUACAGGACAGCUGCUGCCAAAGAAUCAGAGAGUUUCAUACAGAAGAGAGCAACCCAGAUUGACAUAAUAGCAACAUCUCCGCGGAACAUCGAAAUAGGCGUCCAACACCGACAACACUUCUUUCCAACAUUUCCAAGCAACUGCUUCGAUGGUUGCAUCCUGCAGGGCAAAAAGACAAAAUCAGCGUUUGAGGAGUGGAGAUCGAGAUAUGGAAUGAAGGCGAGAGGCGACAAGACAACAUUCAAACAAAGAGAGGUCGUCUGUAGCAGCAACAACAACAACGCAUCACAACAGCAGCAACCAGACACAGACUUCAGAGCCAUGGUCAAUAAUAACUGGAGGUUUAUGGAGAGGUUGCUUAAAGAAGUCAAAACUAAAACGAAGCGUAUGUUGGUGCAAAAAAUGGGAAAGGAAGCUGUGGAAUUGGGUCACGGCGAAGUAACUAGGUCAGGUAUUGAGGAGAAUACGUUGAUUGCCAGCCUGUGCGACCUUCUUGAAAGAAUUUGGAGCUAUGGACUGAUCGAGAAACAGGACAAAUCCUCCCUGUGGUACCACAUCACAAGCUACAGCGAGGCGGUCAUUAAAAACGAUCAAAACAACAACAACAAUAACAACAACAAUAAUAACAAUAACAUCAAUAGAAGCACUGACAAUAAUAAUAAUAAUAGUCAAUUUUCGAACAGAGGUCUGAAUGUGUUACAGAUGACUGAGAUCAAGACGUCGGUUGGCUACUCGAGAGCUUUUGUGAGGUUGUCGCUGGAGAAGAAGUUACUCUCCAGACAUCUGAAGGAGUUAUUUUCUAAUCAGGAUUUGUUGAGGAAGCUAUACAAGCGCCACAGUUUCCUCAGAUGCGAGGAUGAAAGGGAGCAAUUCCUCUAUCACCUCCUCUCACUCAACGCCGUCGACUACUACUGCUUCACCAACUCAUUCACCAAUACAAACAUGUUGUACAGGAUUCUGAUCUUUCCUCGGAUAAAAAUUGGUGGUGGUACUACGACUGCUAAUUGCUGGAUCAGAUUAUCAGGCCAGCUUGGCAGUACGGAAGACUUACCGCUGCCAAAACAUUCUCUGGAUGUACUGAUUAAGCACAAGAAUCUUGGAGUGCUGACAACGUUGAGGAUUGGUCAUGAUAAUAGUGGCCUGUCUGCAAAAUGGAUGGUGGAGCACGUACUCGUGAGGAACGAACUUACUGGACAUACAUACAAAUUCACAUGCGGCAGAUGGUUGGGCAAGGGGGUGGAUGACGGGGCCCUGGAAAGGUUGCUGGUGGCCGAGAUGGUUCCACCUACUGUCGACUCCAAUGAGUUGAUUGAAAGGUGCCGAACGCCACCUCGCUGCAGAUCUCCGAGUGCGUCCGGUCGACACAUCGAACCAAGGAUUUCAGUGAAUGAGAUCAGGGAGAGGUUGGGGGGAUCCAUCAACAGUCUUGUGAAACAUUUCUGCAGGAGUGAAAAAGAUAGAGGUAGUUUGACCAUCUUAUUGUGUGGUGAGAGUGGUCUGGUCUCUAGCAUGGAGUUGAUCUUUCAGUACGGAUUCAGAUCAGCCCGACUAUUUAGGAAUAGAUUUUUCAUCUGGGACUUUUUAGAAAAGGUGAUGACGUGCUUCGAGUCCCUGCUAAAGAACCACGAUUACGUCAUAUCGGCCGAGAUCCAGACGUCCAUGAAAUCAUUCUGCUACGUCGUCUCAAGGAUUGAUCGGGCGCCUCAGGCUGUCGGGAAGGACGAAAGAUUCCAAAUGUUCAUCUGCUUCGGAGUCAGGGAUCGCUUAUUACCUCGUUACAUGAAACUGGUGAGUCGGAGUCCUGUAACCAUCUCGAUGUACGAGGAGCAGUCGUUUCUGAGAGAUCCGCAGAAGUUACAAUUCGUCCUUGACCUCUUGGAGCCCCUCAAGGAAUUCAACGUCACACUGGAGUCGUCCAUCAUUCGUGGGGUUGAAUUGUGA
Molecule: messenger RNA, 3717 nt
Organism: Helobdella robusta
Lineage: Eukaryota; Metazoa; Annelida; Clitellata; Rhynchobdellida; Glossiphoniidae
Exons: 24
Coding region: 115-3717 (1200 amino acids)
Molecular function (GO): guanyl-nucleotide exchange factor activity; small GTPase binding
Source: RefSeq, a predicted model, not a curated record